UACACUCAUGAUGAACCGUAAUCUCUGUUCACAGCAUGUUUAAGUUCUUAUACAAAAAGCAUACUAGGAUCAUGAUUCAUAUUUUGUGAUCAAUAAAAAAUUGUUUUUUUAUUGAUGUCAUCUCGUUUCAGUUGAACGCAUCAGGAAACUGUUUAACAUGUUAGAGGCUGUCAGUCAGUGUUUCCACAAGUAUUUGAGCUGGAAUGAAAGAUUUAUCAUUAAAAAUAUCAGUUUUCAUCAUUUAUCAGUCAGAGACACUUUAUUUAUCUCCAAGGGCCCAGAGAUGAUGCUGACCGUACAAACACACAUUUAUGAAGCAAAAACAUAUGAACUAAAUGCAGAGAAAGCUUUUAUACAGUUCUGAAAUUCAUUAAUAGUUUUAUAAUUUUAUGCAUGUUUGUUUCAAAAAUACCACAAAAUUACUUUAUAAAGGAUCUAAUUUAUAAAAAUAUCAAUAAUAUCAUAUUGAUCUAAAACUAAAUUUGCACUAUUUGAUGUGUUAUUAAAGCCGCUCAGUUCACAGGAAAUAAAAGUGUUUAAAUGAAGUCAUGUGUCAGAGUCAAGCUCCAGAGAGGCACAACGUGAUUAACAUCCACAAUCAGCUGAGUAGACGUAACAAAGUUCUUUGAUACUAGAAUAUUUAAAAUAUGGAGCAGGAGACACGGAGCAGAGCUUUCAUGUAGUCACGUUUCAUCCGUGAACGUUUACAUCCAAACAUCUCCAGCAGCACCCUGAGGUCAUCGCUCAGAACGAAGCUCUGAGAGUUAAAAGAGGGGCGUGCAGAAGAACCGCCCAGUGCAUCGUGGGACGUCCUCCAAUGCUGACCUUAAAGCAGCAGAACAAAGACGCGGUUCAUGCUUCCCUGUGGGGGCGAGAGGGAGGGGCAGCGUAUUACACUGUGUUACAGUGAAAGCUCUGUUUGUGACUGCAUGCCUCACUGUGUGGACGGUGUUUGUGCAGAGCGUCUCUGGACACAUUUUUCUGCAGUCUUUCCUCAUCAGUAAAGUCUUUUUAUAUAAAAUAUGAAAAAUACAUGUUGAAAAAAGCAGCGAGCUCCAGGACUGAAGAAUGAACCCAGUGAGAUCAUCACCCGUCUGAAGUCUGUCACUCCUCAUUUAUUAAAAUGCUCCAAACAAGCCUCACAAACUGCCAAAUGUCCAUCUUUUAUAUCCAGUCUAUGCUUUAGACUGCGCUGCUCAGUGUGGAUCCGUCGGGCGGCCACGCUCACAGCCGGGGUCCUGAGGGGACGGCGGCUGGGUCCUCCUCCUGGUGCUGAGACACGAAGCUCAGAGGAAGGAAGAGAAGAGCAGCUGUGAGCCAGCAGAAUCAGGGUUGAUCUUUGUGGUGAAACGAGUGACGCGGUUACGUGGUCAGCUCAGAGUCUGAGGAGUGCUGUGGGGUCGCCGUGGAAACAGGAAGUCACACCUGACCUGCUGGAGGCUGGAAGACGAGAAGUCCCGGACAUCCUCCCGUCCAUGCAUCUGUCUGUGACUGCCCGCUAGUCGGGAAAGAUCCCAAGCUGUGAUUGGCUGAAAGACUUGUCUCCAACGAUCCACCCCGCCUGCAUCCAUCCGGGCCAUCAGCGCAGAGUUCUGGGUGUUUUCCGUCCACGCUGGCGUAGCACUGGUUUCAGCUCAAUAACGAGCAGAGACCAUGCUUGGAUCUAAAAUGUUCACUUUGGCACUUUUUGCGCUGCUGGGCCCGGGACCGACGCAGAGCCGCGAGACUCACUCCCUCACUUACAUCUACACGGCGCUCUCCAAACCUAUCGGCCUCCCGGGCAUCCACCAGUUCACAGCCAUGGGUUUGCUGGACGACAGGAUGAUCGACUACUUUGACAGCGAGAAUCAGGCAAAGGUUCCCAAACAGCAGUGGAUGAGAGAGCGUUUACCUGCUGAUUACUGGGAUAAAGGCACACAGUCCGGCAAGAGCAAGCAGCAGUGGUUCAAGGUCAACAUCGGCAUCCUGAUGGAGCGAAUGAGACAGAAUGAAUCAACCACUCCUCAUGUUCUUCAGUGGAUGCACGGCUGUGAGGGUGAAACUCAGCCUGACGGCAUGCUGAAGUUUGUCCGAGGCAUGGACAUGUACAGCUACGACGGAGACGACUUCCUGUCCUUUGAUGGUAAAAAUGGAGUCUGGGUCGCUCCGACUCCACAGGCACUUCCCACCAAAAUGAAGUGGGACGCUGUCCAGGUGCUGAGAGAGUACACCAAGGGAUACCUGGAGAACGAGUGCAUCGAUUGGCUGAGCAAGUUUGUGAAUUAUGGGAAAGAAAAGCUCAAAUCUGUGCCUGAGGUGUACACGUUUGCAAAGACUUCCAGAGUGGAUACAAACGUGGUGCUGACCUGCCUCGCCACAGGCUUCCACCCAGCGGAGCUCACAGUGACCAUCAGAAGGAACGGGCGUGUCCUGACUGCAGAUGACGGCCUGAACAGCUCAGGACUUCUUCCAAAUCACGAUGAAACCUUCCAGAGGAGAGAGUACGUGGAGGUUUUAAAGUCUGACGUGUCUGUGUUCAGCUGUGAGGUCAGACACGAGGCGACCGAUGAGCAUGCUGUGAAGGACUGGGACGAUCGUCUCCCAGACUCUGAAGGAAGCUCAGUUCACAUCCUCGUUGUUGCUGUGGUCGUCUCGCUCGUGCUCGUCGGUGUCGCCGCGGUUCUCCUGGUUCUGUAUAAAAAAACCUCAACAAAUGGCAGGAGCAGCGCACCGACACCAGAGUCACAGGAGCUGAAUGAUGUUCGUCAGGAGUAACAAUGUUGGAGCUAACAGCCAGAGUCCUGUGACUCCUCUGAAUCCAACACAUGGGUUUAAAAAAGUGUUCCUGCCCCUUUAAGCUGAACCUCCAUCACAGGGACAUUUAAACGAGCCUGCUGUAAGAAAGUUUGAGACAUUUCCUCGGUAAAAAGGGGGAUCAAACCAAACUCUUACAGCAGGUUUGUGCAGCAGCAGGAAUAAAAUAUGUUCUAAAUCUGCUCGAUCUUCAUAUAAAUGUGACAAAAUGCUUUUAAAGACGAUGGAUCGUAACAUCAGAGCCUGAGGAACUGUUCACAGCUCAGAGUCGCAGCCUGAUCGCUCAUCAAGUUUCAGUGUCAAACCAGGUGGGAGGAAGUAUUUUAAAAAUGUUUAAAAUGUGUUACAAUCUUUUAUGUAAAAGCUGCUUCCAUGUGUUGUGUACAACCCUGUUGGGUUUAUGUUUUACUUCCAUGAUCCCAGAGAACACAAACAUGGACUCAGGAGCCAUUAGGAUCUGUGUCCCGGGAUUUCGGCCCACUGCUGUUUUUAUUAUAGUUAUGGCCUCUGGGUUCCAUCCUUAGAAGAGCAGAAGGAUGGCGUCUCCAUAAAACCUCUCUCUAGAUGACAUUAAAGCUUGGUUGGCUUUGAACUUUUUACAUUUGAAUGAAAAGAUAACAGAGAUGUUGGUGUUUGGACCCAGUGGUCCCUGUGAGGCCUCCUCUGUAGGUUUGGGACUCCUGGAAGUUUAUUUUAGACCUGUUGUUACUGACUUUGGUUUUAAGUUGGGCUAAAAUCAGAGCAGUGGUCCAGUUUUUAUCAUUUAAGGCGACUGGCAGCAGUGAAAUCUUUUCUUUCUUGGCAGCACUUGGAAACAGUGAUCCAUGCUUUUAUUUCUUCCCGUGUGGACGACUGUAACUCACCCAGUGUUUGGGUCAGUCAGUCGCUGCUCUCACGCCUGCAGCUGAGAGCUAACAGGAACUGGUAAGAGAGCACAUAACCCUGUGCUGGCCUCACUGGCUGCCUGUUCAUUUUAAAAUUCUCAUGUUUGUUUUUAAACGCCUUCACAGUCUCACCCCACCUUACCUCUCCGAGCGUCUUCAUCCUCACACACCCUGCUACCUCUCAGGUCAGCUGACCAGCUGCUCCUGGAAGUACCGAGAUCAGGAGGAAGCUCAGAGGGGGCGGGGCUUUUUCUGUUGUGGCUCCUAAAUAGGGGUGGGUUUUUAUAAUCGAUUUAUCGAUUAAAAUCGAUUCUGGCUUGGAUAACGUAAAAUCGAUUCAUUAAAAUCCUGAAUCGAUUUUUUAAUAUAAAUUUAUUUUGGCCGAAACGCCAGAAUCUCUGGUGAAUUCUCACAAAAUUUCAACAACCACCAAAUAUGGAGUACCAAACAGCUAAGACAGUAAAUGAGAGCAGGAACACGGAUUCUGCACAAAGACUUAAACACACAGCGCGACCCGCGGAUCAGAAUCAGUGAGAUGUCGCCUUUCUCACGGUCGGGGCUGAAAGCCGACAGCUCGCUGAUUCUGAUCUGUCGGCGGGUAGCGCUUUGUGUUCACGCCCUUUUUGCGCUGAUUCUAAAGCUGUUAGUUUGAUCUCUCUCCAAACAAUAUUGACCGAACCAGUGGCAAAAGAAGAUCCAAACUACGCUUCACAUAAACAUCGUCACGAAUUCACUCUGACUUUUACUGUUUUGCUUCCACCACACUUCAUGCACAGCUCGCUCUCUCUCUCUCUCUUGCUCUCUCUCUCAAGUCUACUGUUGUUUACAGCGCUGUCGGCCGCUGUUUUUUUCCCCUUUUACAUUCUUCAGAAAAGAAAACCUCAUUUCUGCUGUUCAAUACUGAACCAAUUUAAACUUUUUAAAAUUAUGCAAAAUGCAAAACGCUUAGCCGUGUCUCUAAUAAAACCGCUGUAACGUCAGAGGUAACGUUCAUAUGUUGAUUAAUGGUUUUCUUUCGUUUUUGAUGUACUGCAGAAUAUUUUUAUAAAAUCCCAGGCCAGGAAAACCACCUUCAUGUUUUUCUGUGUUUUAUCUUCAGCUACUUUGACACAAAGGCAUCUGCUGUGACGCUCACACCUUUGAUAAAGUCUUGUGUGUGUCAUCUUCCUUUUUAUUGAUACAAAAAUAUGUAAAUGUACUGAUCUGAAUUAUAAUAUUUCUGACUGUCAAAAUUUCCCAGAUUCAAAUUGAAUUGAAUCGAAUUAAAUCGAAUCGUGGAUCGAAUCGAUUCGGGACCUUGUGAAUCGGAAUUGAAUCGAUUCUAGAAAUCAGUGACGAUACCCAGCCCUACUUCUAAAUGAUGGAAUAACUUACCCCUGCACAUUAGAGAGGCCCCUUCACUGUCCACGUUUAAAACACAUUUUUAUUCUUUGAUUUUUGACCUCAGAGAGACUUCAUUAAUAACUAAUUUAAUUACACGAAAAACAAAUUUAUUAUUUAACUUUUUUCUUUUAUUUGGCUUUUAUUUAUAUCUGAUGUAAUUUUAUUACUCGGUGUGUACAACACUUUCCAUCAG
Molecule: messenger RNA, 5253 nt
Organism: Pelmatolapia mariae (spotted tilapia)
Lineage: Eukaryota; Metazoa; Chordata; Actinopteri; Cichliformes; Cichlidae
Product: H-2 class I histocompatibility antigen, L-D alpha chain-like
Exons: 7
Coding region: 1654-2754 (366 amino acids)
Biological process (GO): immune response
Cellular component (GO): external side of plasma membrane
Source: RefSeq, a predicted model, not a curated record